Molecule: messenger RNA, 255 nt
Organism: Apiotrichum porosum
Lineage: Eukaryota; Fungi; Basidiomycota; Tremellomycetes; Trichosporonales; Trichosporonaceae
Exons: 2
Coding region: 1-255 (84 amino acids)
Source: RefSeq, a predicted model, not a curated record
AUGAAGCCCAUCGAGUCCAAGAAGUGGAUCCCGCAUCAGGCCCCGGCGAAGGGUGUCAAUGUCAUCCCGGGCCGCCGCCCAUCGAUGGACACGGCUGGCACGAGCCCCAACAAAGCCCGCCCCUCGGCCAUGAUGGACGCCAUGGCAGGCCGUCGGACGAGUACGAGCAGCACUGGUAGUUCCGGAAGCGCGAUGGGAACGAGCCCCGGUGCCAACCCACACCCACCACAGGUCACCUCACCCAGCCACAAGUAG